Molecule: messenger RNA, 672 nt
Organism: Auanema sp. JU1783
Lineage: Eukaryota; Metazoa; Nematoda; Chromadorea; Rhabditida; Rhabditidae
Source: the annotation of a GenBank genome assembly
AUGAUUACCUUGUCACGAAGCUUUGGCUCGUCUGCCAGGGAGAAGUUUCUCCAGAACUUGAACAAGGUACCCAAGCCUCAUCCAAGACUUAGCAAGUUGUCUUCUAGCAUGGCCGUUUUCAUCCCGCUAUACAAGGAGGGGAAUGAAGAAAGAGUUCUGCUCACUAAACGAUCUUCUCUCUUGAGAUCACAUAGAGGUGAAGUUUGUUUUCCAGGUGGCAAACAAGACAAAGGCGAAAGCUUAGAGCAGACUGCCUUACGAGAGACUCACGAAGAGAUUGGACUUGUUGACCAAGCCGUAGACGUUUGGGGAGAGCUCCAUCCGGUAGUGACGAAACAGCUCACGUCCUCAGUUACACCCAUUGUGGGCUCCAUAGAGAACCUAAGCGAACUACAGAACUUGAAAGUGAAUACAGAUGAAGUACAUGUUCUGUUCUCUGUGCCGGUCGAAGAGCUGUGUCACAGCGUUCGAUACACUCAGUUUAAAAACAAAAAAAUAAAAUACCGUCUUCCAGUUUUUGAGUCGGAUUCGUAUAAAAUUCUGUUUAAACAUCCUGACACUGCCUUCCAUGGUGACCUGAGGAUAUGGGGCCUAUCAGCUGUGAUUCUUCAUCAGCUACUUGUCACCUUAUAUCCGCAUUAUGCUCCAGAUUUAGAAAUAGCGUUUUAUUAG